CAAAUGCCAAUAAUUCCAAGUGCGAACACAUCACAGUAUAUUCAGUUAGCUUUGAUGGACUUUCCUAUCUACCUCUCCCCCUCCCUCUCCCGCGCCCCCCGCGACCUCCCCGUCCUGCGCCACCGCCUCGCUUAUUGCCUCCAGCAAUCCCUUGGUCAAACCUUUCACAGAGCUUUUCUUCUCCAAACGCUGUUUCGCCAAGUCGCAAAUAGCUGAUGACACCUUGAUCGAUAACAGCCAAAACUACAUUUCGCCAGCCAUGUUUCAAACGCUGAUAAAGCUUGGAUGGUCCAAUCAUAUCAGCUCCCGGCGGAUCCCAAGGCGUGCUCUCCAACAAAGAAGUAAGUUCUCUCAAGGUCGGAAUCAACGUUGACCGCGAAUUGGUGACUGCAACCCGAACAUCCGGUAGUCCUGGAUGUGUUUUGGUAAAGGUGGGAGCGCUGCUGGGCUUCCAAAUAUGAAAAACCACCCGAUAAGGAUCUUCAGGUGGAGAUGAUGGAUCUUGUGGCACAGCUGCUGGCUUAUGUCUAGGGAUGAUGGCGAUUUGCCGAUAGAUGGCGUUAUAUGACCUGUACAUGCCCGGCUUUACCAAUGGCCCAAGUGGUUGGGGCUGGAUACCUGGUUCUGAAAAGAAACUGCCAAAGAGCCAAGAAAACAUGCUUGGGGACUGCUUGAUAGAUGGCACGUCUUCAAAGACAUUCUUCUCUCCAGCUUUGGUCGCAUACCAUGCGGGAGCUCUAAGCACCACAUAGCCAGAUCUUUUGAGAUUGGUGUAUACAUUGUAUCUUUCCAGAGUUACCUUACCUCUUUCCCCAUCCUUGCCAAUUAAGAGAGCAUAUGCGGCUUGUAAGCUCAUGGGGAACCCUUCAUCCAAUUGUUCUUCGCUCUCGGCAGUCUGCCCACCAACGGUAUCCUCACUCUCCUUAUCAUGGUACACUCCUCUAAAUGAGGAUCGUGUGGGCCACCAUAAGUCGAGAUUGCCUCUCUCCACCAAGUAAAGUGCUUCUUCCGGAAGCAGCCAUAUACUUGAGCGCUUUUGACCUGUAGUUGAUUUUCCCAUGCUUUUCCAAUGGAUUCCUUUGGCCGUCUCCAAUACAACUACAUGGUCGUCUUCUAAGCCUUUCCUCCAUUCUGGUGGAACGACAUCGUCUCUCAACAAGCUGCCCCCAUCCCCGUAGUAAAAGGCUCUCGUAUGAUUUUUUGCAAUAUGAAAUCUGGUAUGGGCUAACGCAUCGUGCAUAGCCUGUCUGCUUGCCUCGAGAAUGCCAUCUUGAUGCUUGGUACCGUGUUGUUCAAAGUCUUUCUCUCCGCGUUUGGGCAAUUGACCUGAUUUUGUGUUUAGCGCUGCAAGAAGCCGGAAGUCUGGAGUUUCAUCGCUCGGGUCGUCGUCUUCAUCAACCUUCGUAUGUAAGAGGGUAAUUGGCGUGUCUUCGUCCAUUUCUGCCAUUGUCACGGCGAAUUGAUUUCGGAGGUGUUGAAUAGUAGAAUUAACUUGGGGAAAUAUUUUUGUGAGUCUUCACUCUAAUCUUGUCAGCCUUGCGCACCAGGCGGAGCCAGGCACCCACCCGCUUCAACUUUCAAGGCUGACUCCGCCUCCGCCCCCCGACCAGAGCCAUCCGGCUUUUCUUUACGUUCUUACUUUACACCACAUCGGGGCUGGCUACUGGAUUUCUCAACAAGACCUUCAUCAUGCCAGUCAAGAGAAAAGCUUCAUCAAGUAUGAGCUUUUGAUUGCUCUACUGUAUUGAUCUUUACUAACUGGUGUUUCCCAGAUGUUCGAGGUGGAACAAAGGCAGGGCGAGAUUCGACAACCUCAACUCCAGGCCCCAACACGCCACGCAGUAUUGGCAGCAGCGACGAGUACUCGUCUGCCAGCGAAAGCGAAAAGGAGCGCAUUGAAUCGAAUAUAGAUAAAUUCUCGUUGGAACGCUUCAGCGCAAAUAAUAAACCUGUUGGGCAAAAUGGACGAGACUCCGCCAGUCAUCACUUUACAAAAGGGACCGGCAAAAGCAAGGACUUUUCAUACUUGUCACUGAAGCCGGAUCAUGAUAAUCGGCCGUUAUGGAUUGACCCAGAGAAUGCUCGAAUUAUCCUCGAGAGUUUUUCUCCGCUAGCCGCUCACGCGCAGGAUUUCCUGACAACUAUUGCUGAACCGCUGUCCCGGCCGAAGUUUCUACACGAGUACUCUCUCACAGCACACAGUCUUUACGCCGCAGUAUCUGUUGGAUUAGAUCCAAGCGAAAUCAUUAGGACCCUCGAUCGGAUGUGCAAAAUGCCAGUACCUGACAAUAUCCGAGCGUAUAUUACCGAGUGUACGCAGAGUUAUGGAAAGGUCAAACUUGUGUUGAAAAAUACCAAGCAUUUCGUGGAGAGUUCGGAUCCAGCCAUGUUGCAAAAACUUCUGAAAGAUGAAGUAAUUGGACCACUUCGUGUACAAGGAACUGAGGAUAUCACAACGACCUCUGCCCCUAAAAUGACUGGAUUGGUUAUUCCAGGUACCAAGAAUUUUGCCGGUGUACAGCAAGCAACAGAUCGACGAGAUGUGGCAAAACUAGAUAAUGCUCAAGAGGAGAUUAUUGCUAGUCUUAAUGAAGAUGACGACGAUGAUGACGAAACCGAGGCUGUGCAUGCAUUCGAGAUUGCUGACGAUGGCGUUGAGAUUGUCCAAAGACGGUGCUUGGAACUUGGUUUGCCCGUGCUAGAGGAAUAUGAUUUCCGAAACGAUACUGCCAAUGCGAAUCUAGACAUCGAUUUGAAACCUGCUGCUCAGAUUCGACAUUAUCAAGAGAAGAGUCUGAGUAAGAUGUUCGGUAACGGACGAGCAAAGAGUGGACUUAUCGUCUUACCGUGUGGUGCGGGUAAAACCCUAGUGGGAAUCACGGCUGCUUGCACUAUCAAAAAGGGGGUCAUCAUUCUUUGCACAAGUUCCAUGUCUGUCAUGCAAUGGCGAUCGGAGUUUAUCAAGUGGUCAAACAUCAAUCCCAAUGAUAUCGCGGUAUUCACCUCUGACAACAAGGGCAAAUUCUCCGGCAACACUGGAAUUAUUGUCACUUCGUAUUCUAUGGUUGCAGCAACUAACAAGCGAUCUUAUGAUUCUCAAAAGAUGAUGGAUUUCAUUCAAAGCCGAGAAUGGGGUCUAAUGAUUCUUGAUGAGGUUCACGUUGCACCAGCCAACGUCUUCAGAAAGGUCACUUCUACCAUCAAGACGCAUUCCAAAUUGGGUCUCACGGCUACCCUCCUUCGUGAGGACGAUAAGAUUAGUGACUUGAACUUCUUGAUCGGACCAAAACUUUACGAAGCAAAUUGGAUGGAACUUGCAGAACAGGGGCAUAUCGCUCGAGUUCAAUGCGCCGAGGUUUGGUGUCCAAUGACGACUGAAUUUUACUCGGAAUAUCUCAAACAAUCAAGUCGGAAAAGACCUCUGAUGUGGACCAUGAACCCUCGCAAAUUCCAAGCCGCCCAAUUUCUGAUAGAUUAUCAUGAGAAGCGUGGCGACAAGAUCAUCGUUUUCGCAGACAACAUUUUCGCCCUGAAAGCUUACGCCACCAAACUCAACAAGGCCUUCAUUUAUGGAGAUACGGGUAAUGCAGAACGCAUGCGAAUAUUGGAAAAUUUCCAACACAACGACAAAAUCAAUACUCUCUUCCUCUCCAAAAUUGGCGACACGUCACUCGAUCUACCAGAAGCAACAUGUCUCAUUCAAAUCUCCUCGCACUUUGGUUCCCGUCGACAAGAAGCCCAAAGACUUGGUCGCAUUCUUCGGGCCAAGCGUCGUAACGAUGAGGGCUUUAACGCUUUCUUCUACUCUCUCGUGUCAAAAGACACACAAGAAAUGUUCUACUCCUCCAAACGACAAGCCUUCCUUGUCGACCAAGGCUACGCUUUCAAAGUCAUCACUCAUCUCCAAGGAAUUGAAGAUAUGCCCAAUCUAGCCUUCAACACGCCUAGUGAACGCCGUGAACUUCUUCAAAACAUUCUGCUUGCGAAUGAUGCAGAUCUCGAAUUUGACGAUCGAGGAGAUGAUUUGUUCCAUGCACAGGAUGGAAAGAGCAAGGUGAAGAAGAUUAAGAAGGCCAUGGCACGGCGCACUGCCGGGGCUCUUAGUGAGCUCGCGGGUGGACAGGAUAUGGCGUAUGUGGAGAUGAACAAGGUUAAGAAUAAGGAGUUGAAGAAGAAGCCUGCUUCCAAUCCUUUCUUUAAGAAGUUGCAGAGGGAUCAGGAGAAGAGGAAGAAGGCUUUUGAGGAAUAGGGGUAUGGCUAGUAACAAUAGUAAUGGACACUUGGGGGCAAUUGCAGGGGGGUUUCACGUGAUGGGAUGGAUGGGAUCCAUGGGAUGGGAAAAUUGUACUUCUUAGAUGGAUGGGGAUUUUCCUUUUUUAGCAAGGCGUUUGGGGCAAGAGGUGCUGGGCUGGGUUAAUUAGGAGAAAAUUGUAAUAUAUUAACUCGAUCUUUUGCGACAGAAAUAAGAAUAAAAAUGAAAUAUGA
Hymenoscyphus albidus is the source of this 4485-nucleotide messenger RNA. The record is from the annotation of a GenBank genome assembly. NCBI's taxonomy places the organism in Eukaryota, Fungi, Ascomycota, Leotiomycetes, Helotiales, Helotiaceae.